UCCGAGGUUUUGAAGGACUGCUGAACAGAAAAUACGAGCAAGAGUAUAGUUGAAGGUGCUAUUGUCUACUUUUAGGAGAUAAGAAUUGCUUGGAAACCCCCGGAUAGAGCUGGUUCGCGGGAAAGGUUGGCUUUGCGGACAGCGCUCAGCUCUAUCGGUUGCGGUUGCGGCUCAUUGACCUUGAACCCUCGGGGCUUCUCUGCCAGACCCUCACCAACAGCACCAUUUACUGUAUGGCAGCUAUUACAAACCUCACAUUAGUUGCAAUGGAGGUGAAACCUGUCGCAAUGGCUCCGGAUGAGGAGUCGCUGUUUGCCAGCGACUCGUCGCUGUCGGAGCUUGGAAGCGACUUAUGCACGAGUGGAGACGACGAUGAAGUUCUAAAAGGACAGAACGGUUAUGAUCUUACAAAAGAUCCGUCAAUGGCGGACUCGUCAUCGGUGCGGAGAAAGAGAAAAGGAGCAGGAACACGAUCAGAGGAAAAGAAGCGUUUGCACAUCGACGCAGCUUUGCUAGCACCAUCGGUAAUCCCAAAGUUUUCGGACGGUGAUGCGAGCCUGCACCCACCACUUUCCGACACGGUCACCAUUCUAGAAGGGGAGGAUACUCCCGCGCGACACGUCUGGCUUCCGAUGCUCGGUCUAAAAGCCUUCCCCACAGGAUAUACACUUUUCACAGUAAAAUCACGCUCGUGGACGCAGGACGGGCAAUUUCGGAUUGAUCAGUACUUAUACGGGCAUCCCUCUGGCGGCUCUUAUCGCAGCGCAAAAGAAUUCCGCCCGCAUUUGGAAUGGCUAGUUACGGGUGACCGAAAUGCAACUUGCAUCUGCCUGUUAUGUGCACGCCUCAGCCGUUCGUUCGAAGCAGUAUCUGCGAAUCACACAUCUGAAUUGAACAAGAAUAAGCCAGAAGAUACCGCACUGCUCAAGCCACAAGAAAUGGACGUAGCCGAAGUGAUGGGCGAUGCUUCCAAGCCGCGCAUAGCCAGGAAGGCGGGCAGUGUACCAAAGCCAGUGCAAAAUGCCAGCCAUAAUACCUUGCCACAGCUGGAGGUACGACCUAAACGGAAGGCGAGCAUGAAUAACAAGGUACUAGCUAUGUUGCGACCAAGCAUGAACCGAACGAAGAAACCGGCAAAGAAGAGAAUUCCGAUUAAGCAAGAAAAUCCCGCACCGAGAAAGAGUUCAACGAAGGCCGGGCGUGACUUGCAUGUCCAAGUGGACGUCGACAGCACAACUUCAACUCCUUCCCCUUUAUCUGACAAUUCAAAGCAAACCCCGGAUUCUGAAAGGCGGCGAAGGUCCCGGAGAGGCGAAGGCGGUGGUGGAAAGUGGAAAUGGACGAUGCGUGGAUGGGUUUGGGUGGAUAAGGAUGGAAAUGAAGAAGUGUUGGACGGUGAUUUUCUGUCCCCGGCCGCAGAGGUUGCAGGGAGAAAGUUGGGUUUUACGGAAGUUCCACCAUCUAUGAGUCCCACGGAGAAAAAAGCUUCUGCUCCUGGAGUUCUUAUUGAGACAAGCGUGGCAGAGCAACGCUUGAAACCGUCGGCUACCGUGACUGACAACAUGAUCAAACCGCAGUCACCAACGACCACAGGCGUUCCUCUACCCGCCUCAAACCUAACCGUCCCUUCAUACUUACGCUCGGAGGACAUUGAACCCCUUGAAAUAAGCAGCAUUUCCAGUGCUGAUCUGGAAGCGGCGGAAGUUUUGGUGAUGGUUGCACGCCGGGGCUCUUUCGGACAUACCGAGAUGUUGCAAGGGAAUUUCGCCGCCCACGCUGGGCAAGUUUGAAAUCUGUGGGGGAUAUAUAUACCCGUUUUAUGAUUAGAAGCCUUGACACUUAUUAAUGUGCUGGGCACUGUGCGAUCUGGGGAUUGUAUAUAGGUGAUAUUUUUGCAAGUGUUUUAUAGAGACACUGAAGAAUAAUAAUAUUUUGAAACGAA
Messenger RNA from Spizellomyces punctatus DAOM BR117, 1942 nucleotides. RefSeq lists its product as uncharacterized. The transcript is spliced from 3 exons. Gene Ontology annotation, cellular component: rDNA heterochromatin; SHREC complex. Bases 234 to 1790 code for a protein of 518 amino acids. Gene Ontology annotation, biological process: silent mating-type cassette heterochromatin formation. The record is from RefSeq and is a predicted model, not a curated record. NCBI's taxonomy places the organism in Eukaryota, Fungi, Chytridiomycota, Chytridiomycetes, Spizellomycetales, Spizellomycetaceae.